This is a messenger RNA of Xyrauchen texanus (razorback sucker), 3310 nucleotides long. RefSeq names its product transcription factor SOX-4-like. Bases 407 to 1477 code for a protein of 356 amino acids. Lineage: Eukaryota; Metazoa; Chordata; Actinopteri; Cypriniformes; Catostomidae. The record is from RefSeq and is a predicted model, not a curated record. Gene Ontology annotation, molecular function: RNA polymerase II cis-regulatory region sequence-specific DNA binding; DNA-binding transcription activator activity, RNA polymerase II-specific. Gene Ontology annotation, biological process: positive regulation of transcription by RNA polymerase II; cell differentiation; anatomical structure morphogenesis. The transcript has a single exon.
AUAUAGAAGUCUGUUGAAACUUACAGACUGCAUACAAGAGACGAACCCUUGUGCUCCUUUACAUCCUGGUUUUCCCGCAUGGUUUGAACGGGGGAAGGAUAUGCAGGAGGAGUGCGAUAUCUUUAGAAACUUGAACAGAGCUUUGCUGCACCGCAGCGCGCACAAACACUGAGCCCUCGCAUAUACAAACUUUCAACCGCGCAUCGACUGUUAUUCGACAACAUUAUUACUGGAUGCGCGGACACUGUGGAACUGUGCUCAUUGAACUGUAUGAAAAAGCCCCGAAACAGAACUUUCACGCAAAGCCACUGCACUAAAAACGGCUUAGAGCGGGUUUUCCGUGGUUUGACAGCCGUAUUGGCUCUCCUCGGGACAACUGAAAUCACACUGACGGACUGUUGUAGCAAUGGUCCAGAAAACGAGCAGCACCGAGAAUCCUGAAGCACUGGAGCUGGACUUGGCUUCUUCCACGGCAUCCGGGGGUGACAAGCUUGACCCGGGCUGGUGCAAAACCCCCAGCGGUCACAUCAAGAGACCGAUGAACGCCUUUAUGGUGUGGUCGCAAAUCGAAAGGCGUAAAAUUAUGGAGCAGUCGCCGGACAUGCACAACGCGGAGAUUUCCAAGAGACUCGGCAAGCGCUGGAAGCUCCUGAAAGACAGCGACAAGAUCCCCUUCAUCCGAGAGGCGGAGCGGCUCAGACUCAAGCACAUGGCCGACUACCCCGACUACAAGUACCGGCCGAGGAAAAAGGUCAAGUCGAGCGGCUCCAAGCCGAGCGAGAAGGGAGAGAAGAUCGGCUGCGCGAGUGCCGGUGUGUCAAGACCGUCUGCAAAAAAGAGCGGAAGCCCCAGAGCAACGAGCAAGCCUCAAAAAAUUGUUCUGGGGAGCGCAAAGACAACAUAUGCCGAGCAGGGACCCGCCGAUCACCACUCUCUGUACAAAUCCAAGACGGGCUCAGCCUCCAAGCAAAUGCCUGACAAGAAGACGAAGCGGGUUUACCUUUUCGGAGGCAGCAGCGUUAUAAGCGCGUCCUCCGCAGCUGUGCCCGCCAGUCCGACCCUGAGCAGCUCCGCCGACUCCAGCGACCCGCUGAGCCUGUACGAUGACGGAGCGACGAGCGGGAAAGAGGGCGCCGACUCCCCCAGCAGCUCGUCCUCCAGGUACACCAGCAUGCGGGCUUCCUCGCCCACCCCGUCUGCAUCGCACUCGUCCUCGUCCCAGUUCUCCUCCUCGUCAGACGAGGAACUCGACGACGACAUGCUGGACGUCAAUCCGAGCCCAGGUUUUGACAGCAUGUCUCUGGGAAGCAUCGGCUCCUCGGUGCUGGACAGAGACUUUGACAUGCAUUUCGAAUCCGGGGCGUCUCAUUUCGAGUUCCCCGACUACUGCACCCCUGAGGUGAGUGAAAUGAUUUCAGGGGACUGGUUAGAGUCGACCAUUUCUAACUUGGUUUUCACGGCUCACGUGCUGAACUAGACAGAAAAGUUAGGCGUGAGGAUGGAAGAAUCUUUGAACAAAAAGGGAUUGCAGACGAGCAUGUUUGUAAAGUAAGCCACCGUGUGAGGGGUCCCGCCUGAAGCGCUGAUAAACAAAAGCGGUAAACGCUGACAGGAUGGAAAAGUGUCGCGAGAGGACUGAAGUCUUUUCCCCGCGCUUGGCACGAGGACGGAAUUCACGAGGAGUGACUGAGAUCCUACUGAGAAAAUAUGAAAACACGAUCUGAACUGGAAAACUGUGAUUGAUUUGCACGUACAUCGAAGGCGGGCUUAUGUCCGUUUUAAUCAUUUUUACUUAAAAAAAAAAAAAAAAAAAAAGAAAAGGGGAAAAAAAGAGAACUGAAAUAUGGGCUGUUUUAAUCAUGUCGGAUUUAUUAAGCAAGGUGGGUUGGCAAAAUACAACUUUUUUUAUAUAUAUAAAAAGAAAACGAAAAAAGAAACGCAUGUUACUUGUCCUCUCUUGUGUUGAGAUUUCUGUAAGAACUAGCGUUAGCAUUAUUUAAAUGGAUAGAUGGCGCCAAGUUUGAUUUCCUACUCGCGGGGAAAAAAAAUCACCAGCUGUUUUCAUUCUUCAGGAUUCAAACACAAAAUCAAAUCUGUGCUGAACUUUAUAUACUCUCUUCUAUUCAGGACCAAAAACUCUUUAAGUUGUUUUCCGGAAGUAUUGAGACAUAGGCUACUGUUGAUUUGUCAUCGUUGUUUCCUUUCCUGUGUUCUUCAGAUGCCAUUUUCUAUGGAUGUAUUUAUACUGGCCAAACAGUUUGUCUUCUUUUUAUGUUCUCGUAAGUACACUCGCAUCUGUCUGUCUCCUUCUCCGAAGAAGGGCUAGAGUUUUAACCUUUUGGGUUUUUUUUAUAUUUAAAUGUAGACUUUUGACACUUAAAGAGAGGAAACGUUUGAUUAUUUUCUCAGUGUAUUUUUGUACAAAUAUAUAUAAAAGGGUCGAUCGGUGUGAAUCGCUGUUUUUGGAUUUCCUUAUAUAUAAAACAACAACAAUAAUAAUAAAAAAAAAUAAUAGAAAAAAGCAGGUGGGUCGUCCUCCUGUUUCAUGUUUACAGUUUCAAUCUGCAGGCGUCUUAAAGACACAUAAACACUCCAAAACCCAGUUCAAGCCAACAUGUGCUUAGUUUCUACAUUUCCUCUGAUCGUGCCGAAUUAACCUGAUUGUAGCUUUAAAACGAUCGAUCGAUGUUUUUUUUUUAAAUCGAGAAACCACUGGAUGGAAAAGUCGUUACACAUAUUCAAAUGGUCGAGUUGAGUUUCGCGACGGUUCUGUACUGCGUUCCUCAUUGUAUUUGAAUAUUUAAUCUUUUCUACUUGUCAGAUAAGUAUAGCUAAUUGUUUUAGUAUCUUCAGGCAUGGUGAAUAGAUUUGUAUUUCCGAUUCAGGUUUAUACUAGCUGUUGUGUUAAAAAAAGGAACAGAGAAAAUAAAAAAUAAAAAAAAUCUUUGUACAGCUGUAUCAUAGGCAAAAAAGAUUGUGUGUUUAUGUAUGUUGUUGCGCUUUAUCUCGACAGGCACUAGAACGGCUACCUUUUAUACAUCCUUGCUUAACCUACUUAAUUUCAAGAUGGCUGUUAAGGAUUUUUAUAUAUAUAUAUAUAUAUAUACAGUUGAAAUAUAUUAACUUUAUUUUCAUCCAUUCUGUGCAAUAUGCUGUGUAGAAAUAUUGUUUUUGUCUAAUCAUGCCAUAAUACAUUUUUGAGAGGAAGUCUCAUGCCAGCUUAUUGUGUCAAGUCACUGCCUGUCAGAUUGUUCAUAUACUCCUGUACAGAACUUUUUUCAUAAAGGAAAUAAACUCAGCUGGAACUGAA